This is a messenger RNA of Daldinia childiae, 627 nucleotides long. Its product is annotated as Vacuolar protein-sorting-associated protein 46. The record is from RefSeq and is a predicted model, not a curated record. Bases 1 to 627 code for a protein of 208 amino acids. NCBI's taxonomy places the organism in Eukaryota, Fungi, Ascomycota, Sordariomycetes, Xylariales, Hypoxylaceae. Gene Ontology annotation, cellular component: multivesicular body; ESCRT III complex. The transcript is spliced from 3 exons. Gene Ontology annotation, biological process: protein transport; late endosome to vacuole transport; endosome transport via multivesicular body sorting pathway.
AUGUCCAACCGACAACUCGCCCGCGACAUGCAAGUCGAAUUCCAGGCUCGCUUCCAAGCGAAACAAGCCCGUCGCGAAGCGCAAAAAGCAGCGAAGCAGGACCCGUUACUCAAGAAGCAAAUCCAGGACCUGCUGAAGAAGGGCGAUACAGCUAAGGCCUAUCAGAAGGCCAAGAUGCUGCUUUCUAAACAGGCCCUCGCCCAGCAGAUGGACCAGAUGGCCGACAUGGCCGAACUUAGCGUCGCCCAGAUCCAAGCCAAUAACGCUAUGAACCGCAUGACGAACAUGAUGGGCCAGUCCUCGCGCACCAUGACUGCUGCUCAACGCAAUAUGAACCCUGAGCGCACCCUAAUGACGCUCGAGCAAUUCAAGCAGCAGAACGAGGAAUACGCCGUCAACAACGGCAUCUACCAAGACGCCAUCUCGCAGACGACAUCACAGCAAGUCUCCGAAGACGCAGUACACGAACUCCUCGGCAAGCUCGCCGACGACGCCGGCGUCCAGCUCAACUCCGAACUUAACUCUGCACAACCUAGCCGGGCUGAACCCGCGCCCGCCCAGACUGCAGAACCGACCGCCGAGGAAGAGGAUGCCCUACAGCAGCGCCUCCGCGCCUUGCGGGCUUAG